AUGCUGUCACUUCAAACAGAGGCUCUGGCCCAAGCGCCUCAUGAUCCCUUGGGCCCCUGGGCGCCAGGCCUACGCUCUCCCUCCGUGGCUCUCAAGCAGUAUCACCGCUGCCUGGCACACCAGGACGUGGUGGACUUGCUGCAACAGCGUGUGGUCCUGCUGGUGCAGGAGAGCUCCCGGGACGCGGAGCUGCUGCGGCAGGUCGGCUCAGAGCUGCUGUGCCUGCAGAGCUCUGAGGUGAAGCUGGAGGGCCUGGUGGAGGAGCUGCACGCUGAGGCACAGCACAGAGCUGGGGUGGCAGAGAGACUCCAGGCAGAGCUUCACACUGAGGCCCAGCGCAGGGCUGAACUGACAGAGAGUCUCCAGGCGGAUCUGCGCAGUAAGACACAGGAGUUGGAGGAGCUACAAGACAUCAACAAAAUUCUGACAGAGGAGAUGAAGGAUUUAAGCCGAGCUCAUCAGAAGGAGGUCAGGGAACUGCAGAAGGAGAAUGAAGGAAGUCUGAGGAAACUGCAGGAGACUGCAGAGCAGUUUGAGUGGUUAUGUCAGCAACAGCGCUUCUGGAUGUGUUGUGUUAAGAGAUUCAAAGACUGUCUAAUGGAGGAGAGAGAAGCUCUGCUGCAGCAGGUUGGCAUGUUGGAAAAGAAAGUUGAUAAACUGAAGAGGAGCUCACAUGAUGACAGUCCCACACAGACCCUCCACUUCCCCCUACAGGACACUGAGGGCUGUGACAGCAGUAUAACAUCGUGGGAUGCAGAUUCAGUAGCUGACUUGGCAUCUCAGGUGGAGAAGUCAAACUUGUUGUAUGAGGAGCUCUUUAACCAGGCAGGGAGUCCUAUCAACGGACACCAAAAACCUCCUUGAGGACAGAAGCCUGGAGCCUGGACUCAUCUUUGCUUUCUCUUCCCACCUUCUCCAAACCAGAAGAUAAUGACUAGAUGUUUGUGUGUGUGGUUAGCU
Messenger RNA from Toxotes jaculatrix (banded archerfish), 960 nucleotides. RefSeq lists its product as uncharacterized. The transcript has 7 exons. Bases 1 to 864 code for a protein of 287 amino acids. Lineage: Eukaryota; Metazoa; Chordata; Actinopteri; Toxotidae. The record is from RefSeq and is a predicted model, not a curated record.